Hevea brasiliensis (rubber tree) is the source of this 1248-nucleotide messenger RNA. Its product is annotated as putative GATA transcription factor 22. The coding region runs from base 112 to 1047 and encodes 311 amino acids. NCBI's taxonomy places the organism in Eukaryota, Viridiplantae, Streptophyta, Magnoliopsida, Malpighiales, Euphorbiaceae. The record is from RefSeq and is a predicted model, not a curated record. The transcript has 3 exons. Gene Ontology annotation, biological process: regulation of DNA-templated transcription. Gene Ontology annotation, molecular function: zinc ion binding; sequence-specific DNA binding.
AGCCCUUGUUAUUCACUGCCCUAUCCCCUUUUCUCUAUAUUUUCCUUUUAGUGAACAACUUUUCUCUCUCUCUCUCUCUCUCUCUCUCUCUCUCUCUCUCUCUCUCUCUCUAUGAAUCCAGUCUAUCUGAAUCCACCCACCUCUUCUCCUUUUCCACUUGUGGGUGUUAGAGAAGAUCAGCAACACCUGCAUCUCUUCCGCACACCCCAUCAUGCAGCUGCUUCUCUCUCUUCAGGUCCUGCUUUUUUUGACACAACUACUACUCAUGAUCACGAUCAAAGACGAGCCCAACUCGGGGAGUCUCGUCGGCAUGAUCAGGAGGAUGAUAAGUACAUAUCACAGAGCAGAUGGAGUGAUCAUCAUCAUCACAAAAACCUUUCUUCAUCUUCAUUAUUUCAAGCUGCAGCGAUAAGUGAGAGUAGCAGUAACGAGGCCCACAAAUUGUACUCAAGUAAAAGAGAGGAUGGAGAUUAUGAAGGAAGUGGUGGCGAGGGAUCUGCAGCCAAACGGAUGCCCUCGAAGAUGAGGUUGAUGCAGAAAAUGAUGAACUCCAACUCCAAUUUCUCAGGGACAGAUCAACCAGUGAAAUUUACACUAAAGUUUCAAGAUCAGCAGUGUCACAAUAACAAUAACAACAGUAUCAGAGUCUGCGCAGAUUGCAACACGACCAGUACCCCUCUUUGGAGGAGUGGCCCUCGUGGCCCUAAGUCUCUUUGCAAUGCCUGUGGGAUUCGACAGAGGAAGGCCAGACGAGCAAUGGCAGCGGCGGCUGCCAUGGCAAAUAGCACGGAUAUUUCCAUGGAGACGUUAUCUACAAAGACCAAGGUGCACAACAAGGAAAAGAAGUUGCGCACAGGCCAUAUUGCACAAGGCAAGAAAUUGCGCAAGUCUCCUGAUUUACCUCAGGGCCAAAAAAAGCUUUGCAGCUUCAAGAAUCUUGCAUUAAGUUUGAGUAAGAAUUCGGCUCUUCAACGAGUGUUUCCACAGGAUGUGGAAGAAGCAGCAAUACUACUCAUGGAAUUAUCUUGUGGUUUUAUUCACAGUUGAAAAUUUUCAUAUAUUAGCUUUACUUUCUUGACUUAAUUUAGGAGAACUUGUCAUAUUUGUUUCUUAGUUACUGUGGUAGUGAUGACAGAUCUUCAAAUUUCUGCAAUAUUGCAAACCAAAGAAUAGGUUUGCUUCAUUUUGGCUUUUUCUCCUGAAAUAAUGGAAAUUAAAUAAUAAAGUAUGAAAACUGAUAAUCCAAAA